AUGUCGAACCACCCGGCGCUGCCCGAGUCAGCAUACUCCGCCCUCGGGCUGCCCCCCAGUGUUGUCAGGAUCCUGAUGAACCCCAAGCCCCCACCGCCGACCACCGCAGCGCCCGAGCUGCACCAGAACGCAACAGACUUCGCCGAGCGCCUACCGGAGAAUGAAUCACACAUCAUGCUGUAUGCAGAGUUGCUGCUGCAUAUCCGCACUAUCACGCUGUUUGCGAGCCUGAGGAGCCACCAUACGAGGGAGACGAAGGUGCGACUCGAUGCCGACGGGAAUCUGAUCACGGUGUCGCAUGAGGGGUAUAGGGCGACUAUACGGCUCCCGAUCAAAGUCGAGGGGAAGGGCGAUGCGGCGCUUGAAUUGCCUGCGCAGCCGCCGAGUAAAGAGUUGACGCUGCGUUUGCAGAUGGAAGAGCAGGAGGAUAGCGAUAUGCUGGGCCUGAUGGCUGAGUCGCGCAAGGCGAAUAUUGUGCCUUGGGAUGGUGUGACUCUGAGCAAACAGGAGGGCGUUGAAGUCAGGUGUAAGAAUUGCGAGGGCGUGGUGCUCAAGAGUGGGACUGUACGGGAGUGGAAGGAUUUGCCGAAUGAGAAUUGGGCGGAGAUGAUGGAUUUUUGGCAUUGUCAUAAGCCGGAUGAACAUCAUCUGCAUGAUCAUACGCAAGAGGUUGGUGGACAGAAGGGGUAUGCUGCGGGCAAUCGCUUGAAGGCAACAGAGGGGGUGGGGUUCGUGGAUCUCACAGGCUUCCUACUGAAAGAGCAGGACUGUGAGGGCGCAAAGGUCUCCCCUGAUGAAGGGCCAUCGGAUGCAGCAGUCGUCUGCAAGCACUGCGGCCACAUCCUUGGCAAACCAGACACAUCAGCAGACGGUUGGCGAAUAUGGAAAUGGUGCCUCAGCAUCUCCUCCGGCCCAACCUCAUCACCCUUAUACAACACAUACAGCGUCCAGAAAUGGAUAUCAGCACGGCUCCUGUACCUCGUUGAGAACGUCGGCGUUCGCAAAUUCCACAUCCACCCUCCACCAUCCCCUUCAACAUCAGCAUCAGCACCCACGUCGCCUGCUUCAACGCCUUCCAUUCUCGUCUGGGUCUUCACACCAGACCUCAUGUUCUCCUCCUCGAUCCCGCGCCCGCACCGUACAGAUCCAACCCGAGCUGUCAAAUGCUUCUUCAGGAAGCAGACGUGGGCGUUGCUGCAGCCGGGUGAGCCAGAGAGCGCGACGGUCGAGGAUGUGGAGUUUCCAAGAGAGUUGUUUGAGGAGCUAGGGAACAGUCUGGAUGAAAGCCAGGAUGUGCUGCCGGCGACGGCGAGGAAGUUUCAGGGGUGGGACGUUGGGUUGUUGGAGAGGUUUGAUGUUGGUGAGGAGGUGUUUGGGGAGCAGGAUGGGGUAGGUGAGGGAAUGAAGGGGGUGGAGGGACUGGAUCUCGGUGAGGAGACUGAGGAGGAGAGAGGCAGACGAAACAGGCGAUCGUUGUCACAAGAGUCUGUCGAUUAA
This is a messenger RNA of Macroventuria anomochaeta, 1497 nucleotides long. RefSeq lists its product as uncharacterized. The coding region runs from base 1 to 1497 and encodes 498 amino acids. Gene Ontology annotation, cellular component: cytosol; ubiquitin ligase complex; nucleus. The record is from RefSeq and is a predicted model, not a curated record. Gene Ontology annotation, biological process: protein polyubiquitination; proteasome-mediated ubiquitin-dependent protein catabolic process; protein autoubiquitination. NCBI's taxonomy places the organism in Eukaryota, Fungi, Ascomycota, Dothideomycetes, Pleosporales, Didymellaceae. Gene Ontology annotation, molecular function: ubiquitin protein ligase activity; ubiquitin conjugating enzyme binding; cyclin binding. The transcript is spliced from 2 exons.